UCCUGAGGAAGUGUAAGGCAUAGCUUGGAAGAGUAGAGUUUACCUGUAUGUUUUACUGUCUCUGGGUUUUACAUUUGUCUUUGAGCAGACAUGAUUUUAAUAUAUUUGUGUGUUAUUGAACGCAAACAAAAGCCAUUCCUACCACCACACCAUAUGAUUGUGUCUCAGUCUGGCUAAAAUCUAAGAAAACUGUUUAUCAUAACAAAAUCUAAUGGAAGCUUGCUGGCAUACCUCUUAAGCGUCAGAGGGUAAUAAGACCAAAAUUAUAAUAAAAUUCAUUACAGGGGCAUUAGCUCAUUAAAAGCACUUCACUUUGUUUGUUUGUCUCAGGUGCUAAUUUUAACCUUGAAAAUUGGUCAGACCGAGCUUCUGAUAUUGAUUUGGGGUUAUCAGUUUUCUGCAUGUACAAGUAAUUCGAUUUGAAAUGUGUUUUAAGCCUGAAUUAAAAGUACUUAGUCACUGGUGACUCAUGGUGAGAAGUUUUUCCUUUUCCCUGCUGGAACAUAUGCCAUUGCCUCCAACCUGGCUUUUUUGAAACCUUGAAAAUAUAAAGAAUCCUACUUUUAUGUACUAGGUUCUGGAAAAGUUCCACUAGGUUUAAGGUGGUGGCAUUAGUGACAAUAUUUUUUAAUAACGAGCACUACCAUUGACUUUCCAAAUAUCUGUACAAUUUUUUUACUUUAUGGGAAUUUUCUCAUCAUAUAUGAAAUUGUCAAAAGUCUACUAGAUAGUGUGUGAAUGACCACAAGGACUUUGUUUUGUUCAUUAUUUUUUUUAAUAAUUAUUUUCGUGUUUGUUUAUUUUUGAGAGAGAGAGAGCACAAGUAGAGGAAGGGCAGCAAGAGAGGGAGAUAUAGAAUCUGAAGCAGGCUCCAGGUGCUGAGCUGUCAGCACAGACCCUGACGCAUGGCUUGAAUCCACGAACCGUGAGAUCAUGACCUGAGCCGAAGUUGGACGCUUAACUGACUGAGCCACCCUGGCACCCCUGUUUUGUUCAUUAUUGUGUUCCUGGUGCCUAGAACAGUGCUUUGUACAGAGAAAGCAAUUUACAUAUUCGUUGAGUGAAGUUACAUAUAUUCUUAAUGAUAGCACAUCUUAGAAAAAUAAUGAAAGUCUGUUGAUGUAAAUUUUCUCCAGCCCUGUUGAAUUAGCUAAUCGUCCAUUUACAAUCAACCAGGUUUGGGAGGCUCUUGAAUUAGCCCAAGGUAGUUCUGCCCUAACAGCUCUUAGCAUUGAUUGUGCCAACCUGAAAUCUCCCUUAGUGGUUCACUUGCAAAAGGAAGAGUAAAUCGGCAACACCCAUAGGCACUUGCACCUGUGGGAACCAAUGGGCGUCCUAACAGGAAAUGCUUUCAGCUUGCAAUACCCAUAGUAAUGUGCAGCACCCAGGUCAUGCUGUUUUUAUCUGCAGUUCCUUAUUAGGACUGUACAACGCUUCUUGAAGUUUUUAAAUUUAUGUUUAAAAGAGAAUGAUCUUUAAAUUUGAGGAAUAAAAUGUGAAUGGUUAUUUUCCUCUUCCUCAUUAUCAAGGAAUUGGUGCAUCAUAAAUGCAAAAGACUGAAGUUUUAAAAGAGGACAAAGGGUUUGCUGCUAAGAUGAAUCUGAGCAAUACGGUAUAUUUUGUGCCAUUCACAAAAAGGUACUAAAAACUUACCACCCAAAAAUUUUAUAAAUGAGAGAUAAGGCUGAGUGGGAUAUCAAAAGCAAAACGUUUGCAAAUACCGGUCACCAUGCCUAAAGGGGUGCCAAAGGACCCAGAGAUUGCUGAUCUCUUCUACAAAGAUGAUCCUGAAGAACUUUUUAUUGAUUUGCAUGAAAUUGGACAUGGAAGUUUUGGAGCAGUUUAUUUUGCCACAAAUGCUCACACCAAUGAGGUGGUGGCAGUUAAGAAAAUGUCCUAUAGUGGGAAGCAGGCAAAUGAGAAAUGGCAAGAUAUUCUUAAGGAAGUCAAAUUUUUACAACAAUUAAAGCAUCCUAAUACCAUUGAAUAUAAAGGUUGUUACUUGAAAGAACACACUGCUUGGUUGGUGAUGGAAUAUUGCUUAGGCUCAGCCUCUGAUUUGUUAGAAGUUCAUAAGAAACCACUUCAAGAAGUGGAAAUCGCUGCCAUUACUCAUGGUGCCUUGCAGGGGCUGGCCUACCUGCAUUCUCAUGCACUGAUUCAUAGGGAUAUUAAAGCUGGAAAUAUUCUUCUAACAGAGCCAGGUCAGGUGAAACUAGCUGAUUUUGGAUCUGCCUCAAUGGCCUCUCCUGCCAACUCCUUUGUGGGCACACCUUACUGGAUGGCUCCAGAGGUGAUCUUAGCUAUGGACGAAGGACAGUAUGAUGGGAAAGUUGAUAUUUGGUCACUUGGAAUCACCUGUAUUGAAUUGGCGGAACGGAAGCCCCCCCUUUUCAACAUGAAUGCCAUGAGUGCCUUAUACCACAUUGCCCAGAAUGACUCCCCAACGCUACAGUCUAAUGAAUGGACAGAUUCCUUUAGGAGAUUUGUUGAUUACUGCUUGCAGAAAAUACCUCAGGAAAGGCCAACGUCAGCGGAACUAUUACGGCAUGAUUUUGUUCGACGAGACCGGCCACUACGUGUCCUGAUUGACCUCAUACAGAGGACAAAAGAUGCUGUUCGUGAAUUAGAUAACCUACAGUACCGAAAAAUGAAAAAAAUCCUUUUCCAGGAGACACGAAAUGGACCCUUGAAUGAGUCACAGGAGGAUGAAGAAGACAGCGAACAUGGAACCAGCCUGAUCAGGGAAAUGGACAGCCUGGGCAGCAAUCAUUCCAUCCCAAGUGUGUCUGUGAGUACAGGCAGCCAGAGCAGCAGUGUGAACAGCAUGCAGGAGGUCAUGGAGGAGAACAGCUCUGAGCCUGUCUUGAUGCACGAUGAUGAAAGCCCAGUCAAUUCCAGUUCCUCUGUUGUGCCCAAGAAGGAUCAUGUAUUCAUAAGGGAUGAGGCGGGCCACGGCGAUCCCAGGCCUGAGCCGCGGCCUACCCAGUCAGUUCAGAGCCAGGCCCUCCACUACCGGAACAGAGAGCGCUUUGCCACGAUCAAAUCAGCAUCUUUGGUUACACGACAGAUCCAUGAGCAUGAGCAGGAGAACGAGUUGCGGGAACAGAUGUCAGGUUAUAAGCGGAUGCGGCGCCAGCACCAGAAGCAGCUGAUCGCCCUGGAGAACAAGCUGAAGGCUGAGAUGGACGAGCACCGCCUCAAGCUACAGAAGGAGGUGGAGACGCAUGCCAACAACUCGUCCAUCGAGCUGGAGAAGCUGGCCAAGAAGCAAGUGGCUAUCAUAGAGAAGGAGGCAAAGGUAGCUGCAGCAGAUGAAAAGAAGUUCCAGCAACAGAUCUUGGCCCAGCAGAAGAAAGAUUUGACAACUUUCUUGGAAAGUCAGAAGAAGCAGUAUAAGAUUUGUAAGGAAAAAAUAAAAGAGGAGAUGAAUGAGGACCAUAGCACACCCAAGAAAGAAAAGCAAGAGCGGAUAUCCAAGCAUAAAGAGAACUUGCAGCACACGCAGGCUGAAGAGGAAGCCCACCUUCUCACCCAGCAGAGACUGUACUACGACAAAAACUGUCGUUUCUUCAAGCGGAAAAUAAUGAUCAAGCGGCACGAGGUGGAGCAGCAGAACAUUCGGGAGGAACUAAAUAAAAAGAGGACCCAGAAGGAGAUGGAACAUGCCAUGCUAAUCCGACAUGACGAGUCUACGCGAGAGCUGGAGUACAGGCAGCUGCACACGUUACAGAAGCUACGCAUGGACCUGAUCCGUCUACAGCACCAGACUGAACUGGAAAACCAGCUGGAGUACAAUAAGAGGCGAGAAAGGGAACUGCACAGAAAGCAUGUCAUGGAACUUCGGCAACAGCCAAAAAACUUAAAGGCCAUGGAAAUGCAAAUCAAAAAACAGUUUCAGGACACUUGCAAAGUACAGACCAAACAGUAUAAAGCACUCAAGAAUCACCAGUUGGAAGUUACUCCAAAGAAUGAGCACAAAACAAUCUUAAAGACACUGAAAGAUGAGCAGACACGAAAACUUGCCAUUUUGGCAGAGCAGUAUGAACAGAGUAUAAAUGAAAUGAUGGCUUCUCAAGCGUUGCGGCUCGAUGAGGCGCAAGAAGCUGAGUGCCAGGCCUUGAGGCUACAGCUACAGCAGGAGAUGGAGCUGCUCAACGCCUACCAGAGCAAGAUCAAGAUGCAGACAGAGGCACAGCACGAGCGAGAGCUCCAGAAGCUGGAGCAGAGGGUGUCUCUGCGCAGGGCACAUCUUGAGCAGAAGAUUGAAGAAGAGCUGGCUGCCCUUCAGAAGGAACGCAGCGAGAGAAUAAAGUACCUAUUGGAAAGGCAAGAGCGAGAGAUUGAAACUUUUGACAUGGAGAGCCUCAGAAUGGGAUUUGGGAAUUUGGUUACAUUAGAUUUUCCUAAGGAGGACUAUAGAUGAGAUUAAAUUUUUUUGCCAUUUACAAAAAAAAAAGAAAAAAAAAGAAAAAAAAAGAAAACAGAAAAAAAUUCAGACCCUGCAAAACCACAUUCCCCAUUUUAACGGGCGUUGCUCUCACUCUCUCUCUCUCUUACUCUUACUGACAUCGUGUCGGACUAGUGCCUGUUUAUUCUUACUCCAUCAGGGGCCCCUUCCUCCCCCCGUGUCAACUUUCAGUGCUGGCCAAAACCUGGCCAUCUCUUCUAUUCAUAGUACACGUCACAGUAUUGAUGUGAUUCAAAAUGUUUCAGUGAAAACUUUGGAGACAGUUCUAACAAAACAAUAAACCAACAACAACAACAAAAAAGUGGGUAUAUAUUGCUUUAAGCAAUCACUCAUUACCACCAAUCUGUGAAAGUAAAGCAAAAAAAUAAAAAUAAUAAUAAUAAUAAUAAUAAUAAUAAUAAUAAAUGCCAAUGGGGAGAGAGACACAAUAUCCGCAGCCUUACACCUUAACUAGCUGCUGCAUUAUUUUAUUUUAUUUUAUUUUUUUGGUAUUUAUUCAUCAGGAAUAAAAAAAUACAAAGUUUUAUUAAAGAUUGAAAAUUUGAUACAUUUUACAGAAACUAAUUGUGAUGUACAUAUCAGUGGUGACAUAUUAUUACUUUUUUGGGGACGGGGGGGUGGGCGGGGUGAAGAGAUCUUGUGAUUUUUAAGAACCUGCUGGCAAGAGUUUAACUUGUCUUCAGCAUAUUCUGAUUGUAUCAUAAUCAUUUUCUGCUGUUGCAGAGGAUGUGAAUACACUUAAGGAGCUCACAGAAUCCCAGUAGCACAAAUUGGGCUUUGGCAAAUCGUGUAUUUUGUGUAUAGAAGGAAUUUAAGGAGAGGUAUUACUUAUUUUCAUAUUGUAUUUUAACUGUUUCUCUGAUCAAAUUUUUUUACUUCCUCCUCCUAUUCCUCCCCACCUUCCUCCUUUUCCAAUUCAGUAUUUGGAGUUCAACACUGUCUCUCAAUCAGAUCAUCUGGAUCUUUUUCUUUAUUUCCCUUCCCCUCCCUGAGUCCCAUAACUUGGUCAUAAAUAUUGCAUUAUUCACACUUUCAAACUGUGUAUUUUCUUACAAUAAAAAAUGAUGAAAAAAAAAA
This is a messenger RNA of Acinonyx jubatus (cheetah), 5548 nucleotides long. It is a transcript of the gene TAOK3, whose product is annotated as TAO kinase 3. Gene Ontology annotation, molecular function: ATP binding; protein kinase activity. Lineage: Eukaryota; Metazoa; Chordata; Mammalia; Carnivora; Felidae. The coding region runs from base 1730 to 4426 and encodes 898 amino acids. The record is from RefSeq and is a predicted model, not a curated record. Gene Ontology annotation, biological process: protein phosphorylation; execution phase of apoptosis. The transcript is spliced from 21 exons.